Rhododendron vialii is the source of this 635-nucleotide messenger RNA. RefSeq names its product dolichyl-diphosphooligosaccharide--protein glycosyltransferase subunit 4A-like. The record is from RefSeq and is a predicted model, not a curated record. The transcript has 2 exons. NCBI's taxonomy places the organism in Eukaryota, Viridiplantae, Streptophyta, Magnoliopsida, Ericales, Ericaceae. The coding region runs from base 194 to 307 and encodes 37 amino acids.
AAAAUAAAAAAGAGUUGAAACCGCGAAACGCUUCAUUUUUGGAUCUAGAGAAAAGAAAGAAAACGAACUCGAGAGUUGGAUCGCGUGAUCGCUACGAGGCGAAUAGUUACGCAUCACGAAUCCGAUACAGAUCUCGCUUUUUCUCAACCGCCAUCUCCCUUGAUCUCAUUUCUCACAUUGGAUCACCAAAAAGAUGAUCAAUGAUCAAGACCUGGGAUUUUUCGCCAACUUUCUAGGCAUUUUCAUUUUUCUAUUGGUGAUUGCUUACCAUUAUGCGAUGGCUGACCCAAAGUAUGAAGGGAGCUGAAAAGGAUGCAGGCAGAUUAGAUCGGGUUUUUUUUCCCUCUCCUAUUGUUCCUUUCAUCCUGUUUGACAUAGGUUUGAUGGAAGAUUAAUACAGUGAUGACCUCUGAUCGGAGUUUCGUGUUCUCUUUCCAUCUGGCCGCCAGGUUACAAUAGAACCAUUAUUUUCCCUUCUGUUAUACACUUGGGAUUUAAGAUUGAAUCUGAUGUUUUAAUUUUAAAACCUCGGGCAAAUUGCUGAGAGCAAAGUUAUGUUCAAGUGUACUCCUAUAUCCAUUUUGUUACACUAGUAAUCUUUUCUGUUGUUAAAAUGAUGGGAAUGUUCCCAAAUA